Messenger RNA from Drosophila miranda, 818 nucleotides. Its product is annotated as lipopolysaccharide-induced tumor necrosis factor-alpha factor homolog. The transcript is spliced from 2 exons. NCBI's taxonomy places the organism in Eukaryota, Metazoa, Arthropoda, Insecta, Diptera, Drosophilidae. Bases 241 to 672 code for a protein of 143 amino acids. Gene Ontology annotation, molecular function: zinc ion binding. The record is from RefSeq and is a predicted model, not a curated record.
AAACCGACCCGAUCCCAUCACAUCAUCACAUAUCAUAUACGAGUGCGAACAUUUUUGCCUGGGUGUCGACAGACGAAAGACAUUUUUCCCCAUAGUGUAAACAGACGGGCCAGAAAGCUUUUCCACCACUAAACGGCUUUAAUUGAUAAGAAGCGAUACGAGUCAACAAUUUUUCGGUGCGUUCCAUUGCCUUGACGUUCACCGACGAGUCAUUUGUCCAUUCACACCCCGAAAAUCAAUAUGGAACCCGUUUAUCCAGCCGCUCCACUGGAGGCCUCGAAGGGUACAGGAGAAGCCCUCGUCGAGCACCAGCAGCUGCUGACACCGUCACCUCCGAGCUACGAUCAGGCCACAUCCUCUCCGGCACUCACCACAGGACCCGCAGCGACGCCAGCCCCAACUGCAGCUCCGGCCCAGCAUACAGUGGUGGUGGUUCCUGGAUCAAUUUACGGCCCAGAGCCCAUGGACAUCCAGUGUCCCUACUGUCACAAUUACGCGCGCACCCGCGUCUCCUAUCGGCCCAACUCGCGCACCCAUCUGAUUGCCCUGAUUUUAUGCCUCUUCCAGCUUUACUGCUGUGUGUGCCUGCCGUACUGCAUUGGCAGUUGCAUGAACACCAACCACUACUGUGGCAUGUGCGACCACUAUCUUGGCAGCUACCAGCGCAAAUGAGGCGGAUGUGGGGAGGCCGGGUACUAUGAUCUGGAGAUGAGCUUUUGAUGGCCUUCUGUAUCUGUUUCGUCGCUCUUUUCAUGCUUCACAUUUAUAAAAUACUUAGAUAAUAAACUGUUGAUGGUCGUCAACCAGUGUUUACUGUA